This is a messenger RNA of Tachysurus vachellii, 3695 nucleotides long. It is a transcript of the gene coro7, whose product is annotated as coronin 7. The coding region runs from base 82 to 2847 and encodes 921 amino acids. Lineage: Eukaryota; Metazoa; Chordata; Actinopteri; Siluriformes; Bagridae. The record is from RefSeq and is a predicted model, not a curated record. Gene Ontology annotation, molecular function: protein binding. The transcript is spliced from 28 exons.
CACCCAUUCUGCUUCACUAAAGCUGAGCGUGACAACACAGCGACACCCGGAAGGCACGAGACGAUCAGUGAGGAGCCAAGAAUGAAUCGCUUCAAGACGUCCAAAUUUAAGAACACCACUCCGAAGAUCUCUAAGAAAGAUGAGUGGAUCUCAAAUGUGCGAGGAAGCUCCCUUAAUUCUCAGGGUAACCAUAUUAAAUCCAGCUGCAGCAUUGUGGCCUUCAAUACCGACCAGACUGGCGGUGGGAUGGUUGGGCUAAGCUCACUUGAUCCUGGGCCUGAUGGCAAAUUUAUAGUAACUCAGAUUCCAUGUCAUACGGACCAAGUGACUGAUCUGGAUUUCUCCCCAUUUGAUGACUAUCUCUUAGCCACGUGCUCAGCUGAUGAGACGGUAAAGGUAUGGCGUCUGUGUGAUCCAGGUCAGGAGCAGGCUUUAAGUGCUAAUGCAUCUUUAAAUCCUGGUGAAGGGAGACUGGAGCUGGUGCUUUUCCAUCCCACUGCUGCAGGCUUGCUGGCAGUCGGCUCUGGCAGGGGCGUCCAGGUCUGGGAUACUAACAGAGAAAAAGGCCUGGCAGUUCUGGAGCAGCAUAAGGAGCAGUUGCAGGGUCUGGCCUGGAAAGACGAUGGUUCCUUACUGGCCUCCACGUGCAAGGACAAAAACCUGCGCAUCUUUGAUCCGAGAGCACAGUUGUCUGCAGUCCAGUGUGCUCAGGUUCUUUAUAGCAACAAGGAUUCUCGUGUUGUCUGGGUAAAAGGUGAUCAUAUCCUCACUACAGGAUUCAGUCAGAGUCGGCAGCAGGAGGUACGGCUGUGGGAUUACAGGAAGCUGAACACUUCUCUGAGCUCUGCAUCUUUAGCUACUUCCAGUGGGACUUUAAUGCCAUUGUAUGAUCCUGAUACUAGUCUCCUCAUAGUGUCAGCAAAGGGAGACAGUGUGAUCGACUGCUUUGAGGUGACCACAGGCGAGCCAAGCCUUUCACAAGUGAGCCAAUGCCUGUGCGAUGCGUCCACACGUGGAAUAGCAAUCGUGCCCAAACUGGCGCUAGAUGUAGGACAUUGUGAAGUGCUGCGGGUGAUGCAGUUGUCUGACAAUUUCAUUGUCCCAAUCAGCUACCAGGUACCUCGCAAGGCAGGACAGGACUUCCAUCCUGACCUAUAUCCAGAUACUGCAGGCCACACAGCAGCCAUGACAGCAGAUGAAUGGUGGCAAGGAAUGAACAAGCAAGUGGAAAAGCUUAGCCUCCACCCAGACAAGAGGCCAAAGGGGAAAACUCAGCCAGAUAAACAGGUCACAGCAAAUGAGCUGCCUCAUAGAAAAAGUAAAGAGGUGCCCUCCACUUCCAGUAGUGCCCUCAGUACCCCCAGCAACAGUAUGGCUCCAUCCCGCUCACCCUCCUCCACCAGCGAUCUGUCCUCUGGAUUCAUCCCCAGCCCCAGCCAGAGCUCCCGUGCCAUUCAGAACAUGCUGGGUCCAAGCUCCAGAUUCCGUCACAUUCAGGGCACUGUUCUGCAUCGUGACACACACAUCACCAACCUGCGUGGCAUGAGUCUAACUACACCAGGCGAGUGUGAUGGCUUCUCUGCCAAUGCACAGCGGGUGGCAGUGCCUCUGGCCAUUGCAGGAGGGCAGAUUGCUGUGCUUGAGAUUUCUCAACCUGGGAAACUUCCAGACACAACAUUGCCCACCAUCCAGAACUCUGUGAAUGUGGCUGACUUCUGCUGGGACCCUUUUGAUCCUUACAAACUGGUGGUUGCUGGUGAUGAUGCAAAGAUCCGUGUGUGGAAGAUUCCAGAAGGUGGACUGGUAGAAACACUGACUAUACCUGAGUGUAUUCUACAGGGACACACUGAGAAAAUCUACUCCAUCAAGUUUCACCCACACGCCUCAGGUCUACUGGUGUCCACAUCAUAUGACAUGACAGUGCGACUGUGGGACCUGGAAACUCGAAGUGAAGCCAAAAAACUGAGUGGACACCGUGACCAGAUAUUUGGAAUAGCUUGGAGUCCCAAUGGUAAGUUGUUGGCUACUGUGUGUAAAGAUGGAAAAGUACGUGUGUUUGACCCACGCAAGUCUUCAGAGCCUAUUCAGGAGGGCCCUGGUCCUGAGGGCCACAGAGGUGGACGUGUAGUCUGGGUGUGUGAUGGCCAGUACCUUCUGGUGUCAGGGUUUGACUGUCGCAGUGAGCGACAUCUUUACCUGUUCUCUGCUAAGUCCUUAGCCUCUGGACCCGUGGCUACUGUACCUGCAGACGUGUCACCUUCAACUCUUAUCCCAUUCUAUGACCCUGACACCAGCCUUGUUAUUCUUACAGGGAAGGGUGACAUACGCGUGUACAUCUAUGAGAUCAUAACAGAAGCCCCUUACUUUAUGGAGUGCAGCAGCUUUCAAUCCUCUGAGCCACACAAGGGCUUGUGCUUCUUGCCAAAGACAGAGUGUGAUGUACAUGAAGUAGAGGUGGCCAGAGCUGUCAGACUUAGCAAGACCACCAUUGAGCCAGUGGCCUUCAAAGUGCCUCGAGUCAGAAAAGAGUUCUUCCAGGAUGAUCUGUUCCCUGAGACAGCAGUGUUGUGGGAAUCAGCUCUGAGCGCUGCUGCCUGGCUCUCUGGUUCUGAUGGACAGCACCGCAAAAUCAGCAUGCAACCUAAAGACAUGACCCCUGUGAGCGAGGCUCCUAAGGAAGCACCAGCAAGGAAGUACAUCCCGUCUUCUGUGUAUCUUGAAGAAAAGACAGAUGAACAGAAAAAAGAAGAGCUUUUGAGUGCCAUGGUAGCUAAGCUGGGGAACAGGGAAGAUCCACUGCCACAGGAAUUAUUCGAGGGGGUGGAUGAAGAUGAAUGGGAUGACUAAUGAGAAGCCUUGCCGGGUACAGUGCCAUUAACAGAAAACGCAUGUUGUUCCUCAAUGCCUGACUGAAAACAACGCUCCAAUACAUUCGCUUAUGCAUCACAAAAUCCAACAUACAUCUUUUUCAUCUAUAAGAGCUAAAUGAACAUAAUUUUCUGUAGCUGAAUAGGCACUUCUGUGGUCAGUUAUGAUGCCAUUAGGUACAUGCAGACUGUUUAAAACAUAAGAAUGGUUGAAUGUACUGAGUCUCAUAGCAUUGUAUGUGUUUUUAACUAUAGAUCACAAUUAAUUUUUUAUAUUGUUAACUGUCUAUAACUUUGUAACAAUGUUUCAUAAGCUGCUCCUUAUUCCACAAUUAACCAAUAUUUUUCCUGAGUUAUCAGGAACACUGAAUCUCUAGAAUGUGUUUUCAGGUGUUAUGAUUAUAUUACAUAUAGUAUAUCAUGUCAGAAAAUGAAUUAAUUCAAAUCCAGACUUACAUAAAACACCCACGGCUACAUCUAUUACAUAACUCUGUACUGCAGUUUUAAUAUAUAUACACUGUAGCAAAUGGUGAUUGUCUGAUAUUUUCCACCUAGUCAGUUGAAAGUAUUUGUUCAACUUCACCCACAGUUGUAUAAGCAAUACCACAAUAAUAUUCUAAAUAUUUGACAGGAGACUUUUGCAUGUUAUAGAACUUUCUAUUCUCCUUCUAAUCAGCCUACAUAUAAAUCCAUUAAGAUACUAUUCGUUUAAUUAUUCUGCAUUCUCUGAAAAAUCAUCCAGCAAGUUUGCUCUUACUUUCCUGUUCAACCAAAUGUGCCAUAUAGAAAUGUUGCCUUGUAAUAAAGCCUUUUGCAGGUUUAACCAUA